Messenger RNA from Recurvomyces mirabilis, 522 nucleotides. RefSeq lists its product as uncharacterized. Lineage: Eukaryota; Fungi; Ascomycota; Dothideomycetes; Mycosphaerellales; Teratosphaeriaceae. The record is from RefSeq and is a predicted model, not a curated record. The coding region runs from base 1 to 522 and encodes 173 amino acids. The transcript has a single exon.
AUGCCUGUCAAACGCCCUCAUUAUCUCAUGACGACCAGUGACCACAAAGACACCACCCCAGAAUCUUGCGAUUCCUCCUCCGCCUCAUGCAAGCGGACGACACUGAAGGAAGGUAUAGCCAUCCUAAAUGCGCAAGCAGACCCAGGUAUCGCCGGCUACGGCGUCUCAACACCAGACCGAGUAUUCAGAUGGGUCGAGACUCAGCGCCAGCAGCUCCAAGAUCACAACAAUAAAUACCUCGCCCAGGAGGCCUUCACUCACCUCCCAGACUUCGCUGAGAAAGACGAGAAAUUUUCAAGUGAUGUCCUGGAAGCCUGGGAUCCAAAAGGAAGAUACUAUCUCCUCGCGCCCGUCAAGUUCGGCGAGGCAUAUACCGGCAUUGAUCAGGAAGGGCUGGUGAAGUACCAAAGUGCGCAGCUUCGACUCAAGAGGGAGGUCUGUGGAUCGCGUCCCACAUAUGAGAUGUCUAGGUCGGAAGGGGUGGUCGAGAAGUGGAGACGCGGUGUCCUCCAAGUAGCUUGA